This is a messenger RNA of Stylonychia lemnae, 2196 nucleotides long. NCBI's taxonomy places the organism in Eukaryota, Ciliophora, Spirotrichea, Sporadotrichida, Oxytrichidae. The record is from the annotation of a GenBank genome assembly.
AUGGCCUCUAUAGAAUUUAGACAUCCUUACUUGUUAUUUAUAAAAUAGCAUCCAAUACUAGAUGAUCCUAAUGACCGUAGGCUAAACUAUAAAGAAUAAGAUUAAUAUACUUGCUGUAUUUGCUACUAAGCAGUGAGUGAUCCAAGACAAUGUUCUAAGUGCAACAUUAUUUUCUGUUCUUUUUGUAAGAUUGAGAUGGCUCAAUUUUUGCUUGGUUGCCCUAAUCAUGCUUGUAGUGACUCAUCCUACAAAAGACCAAGUCUUGAUUAUUUAAAUAGAUACAAAAAACUAGUCGUGAGAUGUCAGAAUAUAGAAUGUGAUAAACAAUUUCCUAUUGAGAAUGAAAAGUAGUAUAUUGAUCAUUUUAGAAGAUGUGAAUAUACUCCGAAAAUGUGCCAGCAUUGCAAUUAAUUCCCGAUUAGGUAGAAACUACUUUAGCAGCAUCAUGAAAAAGAGUGCAGAAUGAUUCCAAGAACAUAUUCUUCUAGAGUUGGAGGAUAGUAAACUUACCCAAUACCCAGAGCUAAAUACAAGAAAAAUAUAGGGGCAACUACCUAAGCAAGUCCUAUGAUAGACCCACUUAUUCCUGCAAGAAGCACCUUCGCUAUGAAAAAGCAAAUGCCUUUCUCUUAUCCUGCAGAAUUGACUGAGAAUUCUAUGGAUUAUCAAAUCUAUGAAAUGCUUCCACAGGAAAUUUCUAAUAUCAAUCUAGUGAUAAACUCAAUAAGUGAAUAGAGGCCUACUAAUAGAGAGAUUAAAGAACAUAAAGAGCAUUUGCUGAUGAUAUAAAGCCAGUUGCACACCUAGUUAACCCUACUUUAUGAACGCCAGCUUAAGGCCGUAAAUCAGCUAUGCUUUGGAGUCGUGGGGAAUGAAAUUAACAUCAUAAACAAAAUAGACAUUAGCUCCUUCAUAACGAAUAUAAGAAGCACUAAUAAGUCAAAAAAUUAAACAGUGAAUAAAUCGUUCACGAAUCUUACUAAAUGGAACAAAAUAGUGAUGGAAGUUGAUAGUAUUAAGAUAUACAAUAAAAAAUUAAAUUUUAUUGGGAUAAGAGUAGUAAUUCCUCGUGAGGUAGCUCCAGAUAAUCAUAAUAUAUAUUAUGCAAGGCCCUUUAAGGUUAUUGACUCAAGUUCUCAAAAAGAGACAUUUAUAUUACUCUUUAGAGAUGAUGCUUCUACAAAAGACAAAAAAUUUACUUUGAGCCUCUGUGAGUUUAAUAAAAAUGGAAAAUAUCUUAGAGAUGUUGGAACAAGUUAUACAUUCAUGAUUGAACAGCUUCCUGAGGGGAGGAUAGGAGAAAAAUAAGUCCUCAUUUACCCACAAAAAUCUCCAUAAUAGAGUAACAUUUAGAUAAGGAAAAUAGCAAAGCUUUCUUACGAAGAAGAUAGUGUAGACAUUUAGGAAAAGAGAAAUUAGCAUACAAUAGCUAAAUUGAAUUUAAAAAUUCAGUUUAUUAAGGAUGAAGAAACUAAAAUUUCUGAACUAAUUUCUUCGCUGAACUAAAAACUUGAGGAAGUUUAAGAUGCAAUAGAAAAUUUGUAAAUAUAUGAGCAUCCAAUUAUUGAUAAUUCUGUCGAAGUUUAUUAACAGCUGUAUCUGAAUCAAUCAUCUUCUCAACAAACACUUGGAGGGUAGAGUAAACAGACAUCUUCAGGUUAACCAAAUGAUGAAACUAAAAGUGGUAGAAGAACUAGGAAUUUGGAUGCUACAAGUCAAGGUUCAAGUAAUCACACCAAUCUGAGGAUUGAUACUGUAGCAAGAUAAGACACCUAGGCGACAUCUGGACCUAAUACAUUUGAGAAAAACAGAAGACCAUAGAUUUAGUUCGUUGGUGUCUAUGAUUCUCCGGCUUAAAUAUUCGAUGAGAAUGAAAACUCUCCAAAAAGUCUAGAGUAAUAUAAUCAAGAUAAUAUGCUUAAAAAUAAAAUGUCAUUGACAAGUAAGAAAGUAGUAAAGGUUCAUCAUAGACAGAUUAGCAACACAACAUAUAAGAAAACAUAAAAGAAUAUUGAUGAAGCUAAUCUGCUUAAUCAAUCAAGAGAAACUGUUGUUCCAAGAUAUAUAGGUUUUAGUUAAGAAUCAAAUUAGAAGUUAGGAUUACAUGUGAAAAACAACAGUUCUCAAGAAGCAGGAUUUUAUGUAGCAUAGCAUGAUUUAAAGAGUAAUAAAUUCGGAGAUUUGCCAAUAUUUUGA